AUGGAUGUUGUUGCUUCUGUUACGGCUAAUAUAUUGACCAAGUUAGUAGAUGAAGCAAUACUUCAAGCUUGCUAUCCUUUCCGCUUCAACAAGUAUGUCAAAGAGCUUGAAACAAAACAACAGAACCUGCAAUCAAAAAUACAAGAGGUUCUAACUCAUGCUGAAAAUGAGAGGAAGAAUACUCAUAAGGUUGUUCCUAAAGUUGAGAAUUGGUUACACAAAGCAGACUCUCUGAUGGCACAAGUGGUGGAGCUGCAAGAGAAAACCAAGAAAAGAAACAAGAUGUCUUGCCUUAAGCAUUGUCCAGACUUGAUCAGUCGUUAUAAUCUGGCAAAGCAGCUUGAGGAGAAGACAAAUGAAAUUAGAAAGCACAAUGAAGUUGAAUUCUCGGAGUUUUCUCGACUUACUUCGCUUGUAGGUAUGCAUUACUUUUCUUCACAAGAUUUUGUGGCCUUUGACAGUAGAAAGGGGGCUUGUGAGGAUCUUUUAAGGGCUAUUAAGGAUGAUAAGAUUCAUAUGAUAGGAUUGUGUGGCAUGGGCGGGUCUGGGAAAACAACUUUGGUAAAAGAAGUGGGCAAAGAAGCAGAGAAAUUUUUUGAUAAAGUAGUCUUUGUAGUUGUGUCUAAUACCAUUGAUGUAAGAAAAAUUCAGAGCGAGAUUGCCAACCCACUAAAGUUGGAAUUGAAAGAGGAAGAGACACAAGUGAGAGCUAGACGCUUGUCCAUGAGAUUGAGCAGUGGAGAAAGGUUUUUGAUUAUUCUGGAUGACGUAUGGGAGAAGCUUAAUUUUGAGGACAUAGGGAUUCCUACUAAUAACGAUCAAAUGGGCUGCACUACUCUUAUAACCACCCGCAAUUUGCAUGUAUGUAAAUCGAUGGGUUGCCAAAAAAAAAUUCCCCUGGAGGGUUUAAAAGGGAAUGAUUCUUGGGCCCUUUUUAAGAAGCAUGCUGAGUUGUCUGAUGAUUGCUUUGAUAAAUGGAAGGAUAUAGCAAAAAAAAUUACAAAAAAAUGUGAUGGUUUACCUAUUGCAAUUGCAGCAGUAGCCAGUGCUUUGAAGGAUAAACCUUAUGAUGAGUGGGUUGCAGCAUUGAAAACAUUGAGAAGUUCACGUUGGAUAGAUGUUGAAGAAGGUCUCAGAGAUUGA
Messenger RNA from Neltuma alba, 1143 nucleotides. Its product is annotated as putative disease resistance protein At1g63350. The record is from RefSeq and is a predicted model, not a curated record. The transcript has 2 exons. Gene Ontology annotation, molecular function: ADP binding. Lineage: Eukaryota; Viridiplantae; Streptophyta; Magnoliopsida; Fabales; Fabaceae. The coding region runs from base 1 to 1143 and encodes 380 amino acids.